Messenger RNA from Anopheles gambiae (African malaria mosquito), 8764 nucleotides. RefSeq names its product protein 4.1 homolog (gene cora). The coding region runs from base 934 to 5967 and encodes 1677 amino acids. Gene Ontology annotation, cellular component: plasma membrane; cytoskeleton. NCBI's taxonomy places the organism in Eukaryota, Metazoa, Arthropoda, Insecta, Diptera, Culicidae. The record is from RefSeq and is a predicted model, not a curated record. Gene Ontology annotation, molecular function: structural molecule activity; actin binding. The transcript has 16 exons.
GCAGCCAGUCCGUGUUGCGCUAUGACCGCGUUGCCAGCGACCAAAAAAUUAUUAACUUCGCGGAACCCGAUGAGAGCAGACGUGUCUGUGUCAACCGUGUCGUCGUCGUAGUGGUCGCGCUGAAAAUACCGCAUAAAGCAUUCUAUCGAAAAGUGCGUGCGUGUUUGAUUAGCGGCAAGGGUGUAUGUGUGCAUGUUCGAGCGAAGGAAAAGUGAAAAUUAAUCUAAAACAACGCGAUUGCGUCUUUUCUCCAUCUUCCUCUGUCCCUCUUGCUGGUAUCUUUCAUCCUGUUCGCACCCCGUUCUGUGAAAGGUGCAAUUUUCCUCCCAAAGCCUACUGUGAGUGAAUGUGUGUAUGUGCGUGUAUGCAGUGUGUGAUUCACGGGGAAAAAUAAAACGCACAAAAGGGCACACACAAUCGGAAAACCACGCCGGGGCGUUCAUAGGAAGGAAACUUACUGUUCCCCGUGUGUGUGUCCCCCUGUGUUGUGCACGACCCUGAUUAUUAUGCACUGUUUUUAGGGGUGAGAAAGUGUAUGUGUAUGUGUUUGUGUGAACAAGGCACAAUAGCGGAAAGCCGUUAACGGAGCGAAGAAAAAAAAAGAACAACACAACAAGGCCCGUCUGCGGAUCUGUUGCCGCUGCUGACAUCAUCGUGUCAUCGUCAUCCAACUAAUCGUCAUCAUCAAAUAAUUUUGAACUGUUCGGUUUCGCCGUGUCGCGUGUCGCACUUUCGCUAACAGCUAAAGCGUAGCGUUCCGUUUGGUCCGGAAGUUGGUGUCCCAGUACACGCGCACGCUCGGCGCUGUGGCCGAGUGACCUAUUCGUAGCUCUCUGUGUAGUGUUAACCACAACACACACACACCCUAUCAGCUUACGUAGCGGACAGACUCCCCAGUAGCAGUAGAACCUAAUUAGAGUAUCUGCAGUAAUAAUGCCGGGCGAGUCAACGAAAGCGGCGGAACCGGCCGCCGCCACCAGUCCCAGCACACCGAAAAAGAAGCCCACCAACUCAAAGGCGGCCCUCGCAAAGGUUACACUGCUCGAUGGUUCGAUACUGGAGGUGACCAUUGAUCGAAAAUGCCGCGGUCGGGACCUACUGAACUCGGUCUGUGCCGGGCUGAACAUACUGGAGAAGGAUUACUUCGGGCUGACGUACCACACAGCGAACGAUCCGCGCACUUGGCUCGAUCUCGAGCGUCCGGUGACGAAGUUUUUCCGCUCCGAUCCGUGGGACCUUUCGUUCGAGGUGAAGUUCUACCCGCCGGAGCCGGCCCAGCUGCAGGAGGACAUCACGCGCUACCAUCUGUGUCUGCAGGUGCGCAACGACAUCCUGGAGGGCCGGCUGCCCUGCUCGUUCGUAACACACGCCCUGCUCGGCUCGUACCUGGUGCAGUCCGAGCUGGGCGACUACGAUCCGGCCGAGAUGAAGGAUCGGUCCUAUCUGAAGGACUUCAAGAUUGCCCCGAACCAGACGCCCGAACUGCUGGACAAGGUGAUCGAUCUUCACAAGACCCACAAGAGUCAGACGCCAGCGGAAGCUGAGCUACACUAUCUUGAGAAUGCGAAAAAGCUCGCCAUGUACGGUGUCGAUCUGCACCCGGCGAAGGAUUCCGAAGGUGUCGACAUCAUGCUCGGCGUCUGUGCCUCCGGUUUGCUCGUGUACAGAGACAAACUUCGUAUCAAUCGGUUCGCCUGGCCGAAGAUCCUGAAGAUCUCGUACAAGCGCAACAACUUCUACAUCAAAAUCCGUCCGGGCGAGUUCGAGCAGUACGAGUCGACGAUCGGCUUCAAGCUGGAGAACCACCGGGCGGCGAAAAAGCUGUGGAAGGCGUGCGUGGAGCACCACACCUUCUUCCGGCUGAUGACGCCGGAACCGCAGCAAAAGUCGGGCCUGUUCCCGCGCCUUGGCUCGAAGUACCGAUACUCGGGCCGCACGCACUACGAAACGCGCAAAACGCCCGUCGAGCGUCCGGCGCCCGAUUUCAAGCGCAGCUUGACCGGAAAGCGUCUCUCCAGCCGCAGCAUGGAUGCACUCGCACAGCAGGAAAAGGAACGUGCGGCUGCCAAGGAUGCGGGCAAGGACGCAAACAAACGCCACACGAUGUCGCAUCCGCCGGAUCACAUCCCGGAUCUGGACUCGCCGACGCGCGGUUCCCGCAGCCCGAUCAAGAAGGACAAAAAGGAGCGCCUGAAGCGUGAGUCCAGCACUGGCACCGCGUCCGCCUCGUCGCAGAGCUCCCUCGAGGGAGAGUACGAAACCACAUCGCCAAACGUUGUUCCAGCACAGAAACCGGCUGGAGGAGUUGCCGUACUGCCAGUUGCCGGCAAGAAGGACAAACCCGAACAAGUUUCCCAGAAAGAUGAAGGUCUGAAUGGAAACAAUGGACAAGCCGAGGCACUGAAUUCCUCUGCGGAAGAGGCAACAUCUCCCUCCGGCAAACGCAAGGGUUUCCUGUUUUCCUCCGGCCGCAAGUCGCCGAAGGACAAGAAAGACGCCGGAAAUGAGCAGCCGGCUAAGCUGAUGGCCGCCGCAAACGGUGACGGUGGCAGUGCGGGCAAAAAGGACCCGGCCAAGGAAGCGGUUCAGGCGCGGGCACAAGAUACCGCCACGAACAAGACGCCGCAAACGACGCCGGAGAAGCCCGGCUUUACCAAACCGUACGAGUACUCGGAAAGCGAACAGGACCCGGCGACGGCGCACAAAAAGAACGUAAAGACGCGCGGCUUCCGGUACGACGAGGCACCGUUGCGCCCGAACGAGGAAAGCGAAGCGCAGCUCAGCCCGAACUCGCAAAGCCGCCGCGCGACCGGGCUGGCGUUCAACUACGCGCCGGGUGAGGAUCAGAAGGUGCGCGAGUCGGUGGAGAAGCGUAAAGCGCCGGGAUCGCCGGUAGCUGCCACUGCCACCGCUGCCGGUGUCAAGACCGAUCAGCUCUCGCCGAAAUCGGCUGCACGUGGACUGCCCGGGGAGAGUGAGGCUGAGAAGGGUGUGCGUACCAGCGCUCGAUCGUACUCGCCCAACAAGGGUAGACAGGUGGUUGAUCCGCUCGCUUCUGGGGCCGGCACGUUCCGUCCGUUAGACGACACUAGCAGUGCGUUUAUUCAGGGCGAGCAGGCUGGUGCUGCUGCUGCGGCAGCCGCUGCAGCCGCCGCCGCCGCUGCCGAACCGGCCAAGAAGAAGGUGAAGAUUAUGGUGAUCAUUUCCAAGUUUGAUCCCAAAACGAAGAAGGUCGAUACGGCGCAGGGUGUGGUGGAGCAUUCGACCGGCGUGCUGGACACGAAGACGGGCCAGAUUGAGAGCAAGUACGGGCUGAUCGAUCCGAAGGCCGGCACGGUGGUGAACUUCAACGCUCGCACCGGCCAGAACGAAACGUUCCAGGGCCAGACGGACCCGAAGACGGGCCAGCUGCACAUCGUGGGCGGCGUGGUCGACUCGGCUAGCGGCAAGGUAGAUGAUACGCUCGGCCAGGCCAUUAUGGUGGUGCCGGACGAGGAUUCGGUGGUCGAGAUCACGACCAUCACCUCCAAGGUGGAUCCCAACACGGGCAAAAUCGACACAAUCAAUGGAGAAAUUGAGAAGAGUCGCGGUAUUCUGAACCACCGUACCGGCAUUCUGAGCACCAAGUACGGUGACAUUAACCCGCGCACGGGAGAGCUGCGAGCGAUCGAUCCUAAGACGGGCAAACCAUCGCCUGCGGCUGCUGCCGUGCGUCCGGUGACGGUCGAUCGUAGCAAUGGACAGAUUAUGGUUGUUGGCGUGACCGACCCGAAGACGAACAAGCUGGACAACAGCCAGGCGCAUCUGAUCGCGAUCGGCAACCAGGUGGAUCCGGUGGUGGAGGUAACGUCCGUGCUCGGCAAGCUUGACAAGAAGGGUCUGGUCGAUCCGAAGACGAUCACGUACGACAAGAGCACGGGUCAGCUGGACACGAAGGACGGCAAAAUCAACACCAAGUACGGUCAGCUGGACCUGGUGAAGCAAACGGUCACGUUUGUCGACCCGAAGACGGGCAAGACGGAAACGAAGGAGAUCAAGGUGGAUCCGGUCAGUGGGCAGGUGUUGCUGAAGAAUCAGGUCAACCCGAAGACGGGCAAAACGGACAAAGAUUACGGGCGUAUCGUGUCGAUUCGCAUCGUGCACAACCGUAUCGAUCCGGUGACGGGUAAGCACGUGCCGGCUGCCCCGGUCGAGGACAAAGACAUUCGUGUGGAUGCCAAAACGAACCAGGUCUGGCUGCCGGACGGUGGUAAGGAUCCGAAGACGGGCGAAACGAUUUACACUUCGAGCCAGGUCGAUCCGAAGACCGGUUUUGUCAUCACGAUCUACGGCUAUCUUAACCCGAAGACGAACGAAAUCGAACGACAGGCCAAGAUGGACCCGAACAUGACGAAGGUGGACCCCACGACGGGCCAGAUCUAUGCUGCCACGGGCCAGGUCGAUGAGACCACCGGUGAGCCACUGUUCGCCGCGACCCAAAUCAACGAAGAGGACGGGGAAAUCUACACCAAGGUGGGCCGUAUCGAUCCGAAAUCGGGCCGACUAGUCAUCAUCAAGAUCUUCAUCAUCACGAAGAAGGACGAGCGGGGCAAACCGGAGGAGCUGGACGUGAGCGCGGUCGAUCUGGAUCCGGAGACGGGUCACAUUCGCAACAUUGCACCGAAGACGCUGUAUCUGUACAAGAUGCGCGAUCCUAUUACGGGCGAGACGUACAACGUGGAUCCGAACGAUCCGCGCAUUGCCGGCGCACGAACGACGGUCACGCAAACGAUGACGCUGAGCGGUGAGAUUGACCCGGCUACCGGGCGCAUCAAGUCCGAGUGGGGCCACAUCGAUCCGAACACGGGCGACAUUGAUCCGGCGACGGCCAUCCGCGAUCCGGUCACCGGUAAGCUGAUCCUGAACUAUGCCGACAUUGAACCGAGCCACUUUGGCAAGAAUGUAACGGUGACGAAGGAAACGGUACCGAUUACGCGCGAGCAGUUCUACGAAGGCAUCAAGCACAUGGACAGGAAGGCCACGCGCCGAGACUCGGAAAGCUCGGACGACGAUAUGACCGCCCAGUACGGCAAGGAAAGCAUCAAGGAGAUCAGCUCGGGUACAGCGGCGGCGGGCAGCAAGCUGAAUGCUGCUGCUGCUGCUGCGGCUGCUGCCGGCACGCCAACCGUAGUGAAGACGACGACCAAGCAGGUGAUCACGAAGAACGAGGAUGGCGUUACGCAUAACGUGGAGGAGGAGGUGCAGAAUCUGGGCACCGGACAGAUCGUGUACUCCACCCAGGAGCACAAGGCGGAUGCCCCGACCGGUACGGAUGCAGGUAAAUUUGUGACGGCCACCGCUGUCACGACGCGUACCGCCACCACCCACGAGGAUCUGGGCACGAACGCUAAAACGCAACAGCUCGAAGAGAAAACGGUGGCCACCACCACCACCCAGCACGGUGAGCGGCAGGAGCAGCGUGUCAUUACGCAGGAAGUCAAAACCACGGCCACGGUGACUAGUGGCGAUCAGUACGCACGCCGUGACAGUGUCUCAUCGUCGAGUUCCGGCGACUCCGGAACACCGAUCGAUGGCCCCUACGGAGACGAAUCGCUGUCGGAAGUGAUCUACAACAAGUCCUACACGGGAGCGGAUAACGUUGUCGGUGCCUCACAAAUCCCGGAAGGACCGAACGUGGAGCAUCGGCGUGUGGUGCUAGAUGAUCUUGCCGAAGGUGGCACCACUACCCACGGUGAAAUCGUAUCGUCCCAGACGGUAUCCAGCAAAACGCGAACCGUUGAAACAAUCACCUACAAAACGGAACGGGACGGUGUGGUGGAGACACGCGUCGAGCAGAAGAUCACCAUCCAGUCUGAUGGCGACCCGAUCGAUCAUGACAAAGCCCUUGCUGAAGCAAUUCAGGAAGCAACCGCCAUGAAUCCAGAUAUGACAGUGGAGAAGAUUGAAAUUCAACAGCAAACGCAAUAAGCAGCAGCAGCAGCGGAUCAUCACAAUCACGUCUCUCAACGCCCCCUUUAUAUCUUUAUGCUGACACACACACAUGAGCGCGGGAGUGUUCUCUGCAACCCUCCCACGUGUGUGCAUCCCAUAUGUGCAUCACUGUAGCUCUUAGGCAAAACCGAUUCGAUUCGAGUGAAAACGAACGAAUGUCGACAAAUCGCGAUCACACUCGCGACAAUUUCAAACGGAUGUGUUAACACAGAUACAUAUAUGGUAUGUGUGUGUGUGCCAUUAGCUCUCGAAAAGCGGCCACGCGAGCUGAAGAAAGCGUGAAAAGUGUGUUUACGUGUGUUUGUUUGCCUCCUACACGUUCUGGAGUGAUUGCUUAAUCGUGUGUCGCCGCAAAGCUUGUUGCAAAUCAGUGUGCUCUUGGAGGUUAACACUGCUGCGAGAUGCAGUUUGAAGAUAACAUGAAAUAAAUAAGAAAACAUAAAGUGCAAAUCCCCCCUAUAAAGAGAGAGAGAGAAAAAGCAUCCUCCUCUUUUGUCAUUGCCGACCUUCGAGGAUCGCGAUGAGAAAGAGGGAGGAAACGUGGCAUACACACAGAGGUCGACGAUAGGUGUGACGCCGAAAUAUAAAAAACGAAAACUAUUCAUAUAUUUAUUUAUUGCUUAAAGUGCGAUGCAACAUGUGCGCAUGCAAAGAAAGGGAGAAGCAGCCGGUGGAUUCGCUGAAUAUUUAGAGUUUAAAAAAAUAUAUGGCAAGUCGAGAAGAAAGGAACACGACACGAGCGCAAGCAAGCAAACAAUCAAAUUCUCGCUUUAAAACAAAAUCACCAAUGCUGCUUUUUGGAAGAGCAAAAGAAAGGAAAAGAUAUGGAAAACCCUUAUAUAUACACACACAGACACACAUUGCAUACACCAGGCAUCACCCCCAGGCACCAAGAUACAUAUAUUGAUUAGAUGGAAGAUGGAUCUUUGAUGUUAAGAUGUGUAUUACAAUUUUUUCAGGGCAUACAAAGUAUAUGAGAUAAUUUGCAUUUUUGAGAGGGGAGCAAUUUUCGGGGCAGAGCGAAAUAGAAAGCGAUAAAGUACUAAACCCCCUCUCCGCCAAAACGGGCGAUUAUUUACAGUUGUUGACCGAGCAUGUCUUCGCUACAAGUAAAACAAAAAAAAAAAGUAACAAAGUUGAACAACCAGUAAGUGUGUGCAGAAGCAUUAGCAAUGCAGCAAGCGAAUAUUAAGCUCGCCAAAAGAAUACAACCGCUUUAGUUGUGGAGGGCGUCGUACGACGUAACGUAUUUUACUGUGGGAAGCACUCAAUUUGUACUAUUGAAUUUAAAUGUAAGAAAGCUAUCAUCGAUGUGCGCGUGUGCACAUCACGGACGAGAGAGGCGUGUUGUGCUUCGUUUUGUGUGUCGCGCUUAUACUUUUGUUGUUAAAACACCAACUAAACCGUCUCUCCCUUUUUCAUUGCCCUGUUUCCAGUUUUGCAGAUAAAAGCUAAAACACAAUUUUUGGAGAAAUUUUAAAUCCCACCCUCCCAAGCAGAGCCUCUCUUAGAACCCCGUCAAAAAACAAAGAGAGACCCCCGCGUGUGUUAGAAGGAAAGAGGAACAAAAAUAUGUCAAACCAAAAUACCAUCAGUGUUCAGUGGAGUGUAAAACAAUGAGAGAAAGAUGGUGUGCAAUAGCAGUCAAAAGCCGCCAGCGCGCUCGUUCCGCACCAAAACAAGCGAAAACAAUAUUUCAAUUGUACAAAAAAUAGCAAAACUUUGGAAAACAUUUGGCGAAAACCCGUAAAAAACUAAUAGAAAACAAAAUCGACAACAACCCAUAGUGUUGUGUGGGUAUGAAGGUAGAAACACAUACACAAAAAAAGAAAAGGUUGCCUUAUUUUAGUUACUCUCUUUAGGCAAAGACGACUCUAGCAGAACAAGCGAAUCAUGACCCUGCUGCAGUAUCUAUACCCCUCCUUAACACACACAUACAUAUAUACACUCUAAAACAUCUUGUUAUCACUACGUGGGGAGAAUGAUCAUGCUAACGAAGCUUUCAUGUAUGUUCUUCGUUGCUUCCCUUUCCUUGUUUUGUGCUCCAAUUCGUACUCGUAUUGAAUUGGUUAUACCACUUGCUUUAUUCUACUUUAGCUACUAUUAUUUUUUAUGUUUUGUAAAGAUUUUAGUUAAUUUUUUGGUUGCAUGAACAUUCCAUACUUUCUUGGAAAAAAAACUAUAUGCUUCUCCUCCUAAACUUCUGUGUAUCACUACCUGAUUUAUUGUUUUGUUUUGAUUUUUUCCCCUAAUUUAUUUCACUACUCUUAUCUUUAGUUGAUCCUCAACCCCUUCUCUAUGUGGGAUCUGAUCGGUAGCCGAUCGAUUACCUUUUUUUUUCUCUCGUUUUAGCCAAGCUAAGCUAAGGAAUGUUUAUGUGUUUCUUUUACGUUUAAUACGAUCGCCGUUCAGCAAUAAUCCCUUUUAUAGAAAGAGUUAUCAUAAUUGCAAAUUGUGCAUAUAUACAUAUACAUGUGAGAAGAAAAGAAAGAGAAAAAAUCAUCUGCAACCGUAACCUCAUACACCAGAAGGCACCAGAAGGGCAAUCAGAGGUUUCAGUAGGGGACGAAGAAAGAUAUAUGAAACUACAAGAGGGGUGGGAGAGGAGGGUAACCACCCUUGACCACCCCCUCAGUACAUACACAUAUGAUUGCUGUUUGUUUUAGUUUUUAUUUUUAAUUUAAUUUUGUCUUACGAAAUGCGAAAGUUUCGUGUUUUUUUUUAUCUUAUCGAAAUAUACUUUAAAAAUUGUUAAGUAUGAUUAAUGUAAUAA